Prorocentrum cordatum is the source of this 637-nucleotide messenger RNA. The record is from the annotation of a GenBank genome assembly. NCBI's taxonomy places the organism in Eukaryota, Dinophyceae, Prorocentrales, Prorocentraceae.
GAGACCGCGCGAUGGCGCUACCAUUUGGUUCGCCAGAAUCUGUGAGCUGCUCAGCCGCGAGCAGGUCGGGCACUGGACGCGGCAUAUGGAGGAGGGUUGCGACGCGGCGAUGGCAGGGAACUCCUUCCUGCGUGAGGCCAUGGUUCGGGCGCUAGGCGACGAGACCUCGCAGGAGCUGGGUUCGCACUCUGCGAACGCGCUGGUGGAUGUCAACAGUUUCCAUGGCUCGCUGCUGUUCGCCAAGGUGGUCAGGCGCGCGGCGGAGCACGGCUUCUUGCCGAAGGUCCUAGCCCUGGCGAUGCUCCUCCACCUCGCCCCAAGAAUGUUGAAGGAGAUGGAUGCGCGCAGCUUGCCGCUGUGCGCUAUGAGGAGCUUGCUCGCAGGCUCCAGGCACAGCAACAACCUGGCCAGGACGCUGGUGUACCACGUGGCCAGCCAGCUGUCCAGCAAAGUGCAGGAGAUGCAGCCCAGGACGUGGUUCGACGACAUCGGGCUGCGUGCGGCUGCGAAGACCUUGAAGAAGGAGCGGGCGGUGGAAGGACCCACGGUGGCGAGCAAGUCUGUUAUCUUCACGACGGACUUCUGCACGACGAAGCAGGCGGCGAGGGAGUUCAGAUAUGCAGGAGUCACACUGAAG